Molecule: messenger RNA, 1258 nt
Organism: Durio zibethinus
Lineage: Eukaryota; Viridiplantae; Streptophyta; Magnoliopsida; Malvales; Malvaceae
Source: RefSeq, a predicted model, not a curated record
CUCAAAACUCCCACGCACUGUAAAUUAAAGGUAUCCAAAGCACAUGAUCCUAUAUGAUGAUGGAAGAAGAGACAACAAUGAUGGCGGCACUCUCCACCCUCCGCCCUUCCCAACUCUCGGAUCUCAGCUACUCCAUCAUGUCCCUCUCUUUCCACCACCGCUGCCGCCUUUGCUUCCUCCUCUCCUCCCCUUCUCUCUUCUCUCUUACCCUCCACCACCUCCACUCCCUCUCAUUCUCCCAAAAGACCCUUCUCAUUGCCCGCCACCUCCUUUUUUCCCUCCAUCACCUCACACGUCACUUCCAGCCUCCGCCACCACUGCUGCUACACCCUUCCGCCGCUAUAAAACACCGUGACCUAGACGCUGUGCUUCUCCUCCUCUUUCUUUGUGAAACAAACCAACAUAAUCCAGAAGCCCUCGAGAGACCUCACGCUGAAUGGCGUGAUAUCUUAAGUAACCUCUGCUCUGAUACUAUGUUAAAGAUCACUGGUAUUACUGGCGUCGUCGAUGGUGCUGCUCUGAUUCCAUAUAUGGAAAUGGUGAAGAGGUGUAGACGGUUUGUUGGAAUAAUGGGUUGUGUCGGUAAGGAAGGGAAGGAGGUGGCGGCAUCAAUAGCAGCGGUGGUGGCGUUACCAGCGGUGGAGGUGAGAAGGGGUGGCGUUGAGUGUGUGAUAUGCAAAGAGGAGAUGAGAGAAGGAAGAGACGUUUGUAAGUUGCCAUGCCAGCACUUGUUCCAUUGGAUGUGCAUAUUGCCUUGGCUGAAGAAGAGGAAUACGUGCCCCUGCUGCAGGUUUCAGCUUCCCUGUGAUGAUAUAUUCGGUGAGAUCCAACGGCUGUGGGGAGUCCUGGUCAAGGCCAGUGGUAAAAGUCUUGAUGCAGGAUGGACAUGAUUGAAUGAUGAUGACACAUGGGAGAAUCAGGAUGGUGGAUGGGGUAAUGAAUGGUAUUGUUUUCAUGAAAAAGACACAUGUGGUUAGGUUUGGAUAAGAGUCUCUUACAGAUUUGAAUUCUGUUAUUAUCUUUCAUCAUCAAAGUAUAUUUUUAAUUGUGUAAUCUUCUUUUCUGUAUGUAUAGCAGAGCAAAUGAAAGCUGGGUUUUUGCCGAAACCUAGAAGAAAGGAAGAUUGAGAUGGUGAAUUAUUUGAUAUAGUCUUAAUGUUGUUAAUAUCUUUCAUGAUCAAAUUUAUUGUUAGUUCAUUGCAUUUUUGUUGUUUGUAUGUUUAGCAGCAAAAGGAACGUUGGAUUUAGAAGAAAGUAAG